AUGACGUAGCCCGGGAUCGCGACGAAGCGUCAUCCCAAGUUCGGGCACACACGGGUGGGGCAGUGUCUGGCCUGACAUUCUAUUUCGGUCGACACAUCGUACCCCCAGUAUUGAAUCACCGCACGUUCACCGAUUCUUUCUCUUCUCCUCUGCUCCGUAUCCUCACCCUCCCCCUUGCACCGAAUCGAGUACACCAUGUGAGUAUGGCUCGCUCGAAUCUAGCUCUUCGAAAGAGCUUGCCCUCCGAGCUGCUUUCGCUGCCAAAGGAAGACUGAGGCAGCUCCGGUCUGUGGACGUCACAGCUCCCUUAUUGGUGGUUGGGCUUCUACCUCGCCGCAAAAGUGUAUACAAUGACCCUCGCCACGCAAAUGAUCUGACCACCCACAACCCUCUUUCAACUCGCCGAUGUAGGACCCUCGCUCGCCAACUAAACGCCGAGAAGCUGUUACAGCAUUCGCACGAGCACGUAAGUCCACAGCCUCGCACACUUCGCAAGAUGGAGCAUGAAUUUUUCAGCAACCAUCGAUCACUAACAAUAUCUCACCCUUCUUUGCUCAGGCCAAAGCCCAUGGCCGAACCAAUGUCCGCUCGCUGUUGCAGCGUGAGGGAGGCCACAAGCUCGAGUCAGUCUUCAUCUCGAAACUCAAGUCUUUGGGUGCCAAAAGGAAACUUGUUUUGCUGAGAUCUAUCUCUGGCAUGACGCAGACAUCCCAACUAUGGAACGAGCGAGUUGCCCAAGCAUUCGAUCCCGAGCAAAGGUACCGAGCCCGUCAUUGCGUGAGUGCAGCCGAAGACUCUGCUGGCUUCUCGAGAUGCUCAAGGGCUGACCCUCUUUGCUUCUUUUGCCCAGGUACAACCUCAUCCACGUGAGCCGAUCAUGGUCGCGUCAGAUCUCAGUCCCACUUGUGAAGCUGACUUCGUGUUCCUCUUGAAACCCAGGACGAGUUGAGCCUCGACGGAAGCCCUUUGCUGAAUCUCGCAAGUUUCGUCCACACCCAUAUGGAUGAGUACGGCGACAAGCUCACCUUCGAGAACAUUGCCAAGAACUUGAUCGACACCGAUGCAAGUCACAACUUGGGAAACUUCGUUCGAACUGAACCCCGCUGACCGCCGAGACUUGCCUCUUUCAGGAGUACCCCGCUACCGUCUUGCUCCACACGCGCUGCAUCUCCAUGUUGGCCAAGCUCUGGAACGCCGACGAGACCAAGAACGCGACCGGAACUGCCACGACCGGAUCGUCCGAGGCCAUUCAACUCGCGGGUCUCGCCAUGAAGAGGCGCUGGCAAGACAAGCAACGCAAGGACGGCAAGGACGAGUACCGCCCUGGUACGUAGUGCAGCGGUGCACACAGCACCCUCAACCUGCGCAUACGAGACUGAUGGAGGGUAUGCCACUUCCACAGGGCCCAACAUCGUCAUGGGUGCCAACGCUCAGGUCGCUCUUGAGAAGUUCGCUUGCUACUUCGAGGUCGAGGCGAGGCUCGUGCCCGUCUCGGAGGAGACCAACUACAUCCUGUCGCCCGAGCGUGCUAUGGAAUACGUUGACGAGAACACGAUUGGUAUCUUUAUCAUCCUUGGAUCAACCUACACGUGAGUGGGCGCCUUGCUUUGCUCUCCACUUGUGCAGCACUUGCUGACCUUGCUGUGUUACGCUACCAGUGGCGCUUUCGAGGACGUCGAAGGGAUGUCCAAGCUUCUCGACGAGUACGAGGCCAAGACUGGCCACCAUGUUCCCAUCCACGUUGUGAGUAAUCUCAAUUCGUCCACAUGAACGUCCCGGAUCAAUGUCUGACGCCCUGUGCUCAACCCAAUCAGGACGCUGCCAGCGGAGGAUUCGUCGCCCCCUUCGCUUACCCCAAGCACGUUUGGGACUUCCGUCUCCCCCGCGUGUGCUCGAUCAACACUUCCGGGUGAGUUGCGCUCUUCUCAAUCCAAAUCUGGAGCCGAACACUUAUUCCCCGGAUUUCGUCACCUCUAGCCACAAGUUCGGCAAGGCCUACGUCGGUGUUGGAUGGGUUAUCUGGAGGGAUACCGCUCAUCGUGGGUCGAUCUUUCUGCAGCCGCAUGACCAGACAUUCUUGCUGAUAGUCAGCCCACAUGAUUGUCUUACAGUCCCAGAGGAUCUCGUCUUUAAGCUCACGUACCUCGGCUCGGUCGAGUACUCGUUCUCGCUCAACUUCUCGCGUCCCGCGCAUCCCAUCAUUGGCCAGUAUUACAACUUCGUUCGCUUUGGCUUCGAUGGCUACCGCGCGAUCGCGCUGCACGACGCCAAGAACGCCCGACUGCUCGCGCGUGCGCUCAACAACUCGAAGUACUACACCGUCAUUAGUGACUUGCUCGAGCCAAGCCAGCAGACGGGUAUCGUCGACAAGGCGGCCAAGGCUGUCGGACUCAGCGAGAACAUCGAGGACUACAAGCCCUCGCUGCCCGUUGUCGCGUUCCGCUUCUCGGACGAGUUCAAAAAGGACUUCCCCUACGCCAAGCAAAAGAGCGUGCAGACGCUCAUGCGGGCCAAGGGCUGGAUCAUCCCCAACUAUGAGCUCCCUCCCGAUCUUUCGAACGUUGAGAUCUUGCGUGUGGUCGUGCGCGAGCAGUUCUCCGAAGAUCUCGUCGAGCGCCUCGUGAUUGACCUCAUCGAGAUCACCGAGGAUUUGAUCAAGGACUCGAUGGACGAGGCCAAGCUCUUGGCUGGUCAAUCGAACCCUUCGCAGGACAAGGUCAAGGGUGUCACCACUCACCACAGCGAGAAGCAGGCCGCAACACAGGACCAAAAGGGUGUCGAAACCUCCGGCCACAGUUCGGUGUGCUAA
Microbotryum saponariae is the source of this 2809-nucleotide messenger RNA. Lineage: Eukaryota; Fungi; Basidiomycota; Microbotryomycetes; Microbotryales; Microbotryaceae. The record is from the annotation of a GenBank genome assembly.